AUGGCUGAGGCAAAUCAAUGUAUGGCGGAGGAAAAUCAAAGGAUGCAGCAACAAAUUCAGCAAAUAGCCAACGCUCGCCUUGAACAUAACGAUAACCGUCAUGAACGGAACGCCAAUGACGAGCAUCAAUCCCAACCGACGCAUGUCUCGGAGACUCCUCAGAAUGAUGAUGGUGGGGGUUCACAUAAUGACGAAACCUCACCCAAGGAUGAGGAAGAUGAGCCCGACAACUCAGCAGGACCUUUCACAGCUGACAUCAUGAAUUUUCAACUGCCUAGACAAUUUACAUUGCUGACGACUUUAACUCCGUAUAAUGGGUUAGGGGAUCCAAAGCAGCAUAUAAAGAAAUUCCGAUCUAUCAUGAUCGUUAACAGUGCAUCUGACCCUAUUUUAAGCCGUUAUUUUCCAUCUUUUUUAGAUGGUCCUGCACUUGACUGGUUUUUCUCUUUGCCUGCAGAUUCAAUUUCACGUUUCCAGGAGUUAGCAAAGCAAUUUGAAGAUCACUUUGCGGCAUCGGCGAUAUAUUUGCAUGACUCUGACUAUUUGACAACUGUUAAGCAAGGCCCUCAAGAAAGUCUGAAGGACUACAUUACCCGUUUUACGAAGAUAGCCAUGCGAAUUCCCGAUCUUCAUCCUGAAGAAGCCAUCGCAGUAACCAAGCCGAAGACUUUAGCCGAGUUUCGAGAGAAGGCCAAAGGACAAAUCGAUAUUGAGGAGCUUCGCCAGGCUCGCAAGGCUGAAAAGUCGGCAACUACUAAAGACGAUGAUAGGCCUCGGGAUAGUAAGAAGAUUUUCAGACCCACUCCCCGUUAUGAGACGUACACCCAGUUUAAUGCGAAAAGAGACGACAUUAUUAAAGAAAUUUUGAAUUCCAAGUUGAUUAAACCUCCUCGUAAAGCUGGUAGUUAUCCCGAGCCGAAGAAUGUCGACAAAUCCAAAUAUUGCACAUUCCAUCAGAAGUAUGGUCACACAACCGACAAAUGUGUGAUCGCAAAAGACCUUUUGGAGGGCUUAGCAAGACAAGGACAUCUUGAUAAGUUUAUCUCAGGUCAUAUGCAGAAAAGAACCGUUCCUACUUCAGAUCCAACCCCUGCAAGACCAUCAUCAAAGGAUAAGGAAAAGUGCCCAGCUCAACCUAGGGGCAUAAUCAAUUGUAUCUCGGGCAGUUAUGCCGGGGGUGGACAAACAAGCUCGGUAAGAAAGCGGACGUACAGGGCCAUGUUGGCACUUAGAGAUACAACCAACAAUCCUCAACCAGUGCAGGAGAUUCCGGAGAUGACCUUCUGCCCAGCCGAUUUUAGUUGCACUGACACUAACUUGGAUGACCCUGUUGUCAUCUCCAUCCAGUUGGGCGACUUAAUAGUUCGGAAAGUGUUGCUGGACCCAGGCAGCAGCGCUGAUGUGUUAUUUUUUACUACAUUUGAAAAGAUGAAGCUAAGUACUAACAUUUUGCAACCAUCUGUAGGAGACUUGGUCGGAUUCUCAGGAGAACGUGUUCCAGUUAUGGGUUCAUUGUGGUUACAAACCACACUUGGUGAGAGCAGCCUUUAUCCAAAAAAACAUGAUAUCCAGAUAAUAUUGUGGCCACGAUCCAUGGCGACUUACAAGAAGCUCGGUAUUGUUAUAAUACAAGCCUAA
Molecule: messenger RNA, 1638 nt
Organism: Arachis stenosperma
Lineage: Eukaryota; Viridiplantae; Streptophyta; Magnoliopsida; Fabales; Fabaceae
Exons: 3
Coding region: 1-1638 (545 amino acids)
Source: RefSeq, a predicted model, not a curated record